AUGAAUUGCUUUGAAACUAUGAAAAUAUCUCAAUAGUAUUCUAAAAUUAUACAAAAAAUAUAACAAAGAAAUGAUAAAGAUCCUAAAAAUAAAAAAUCCAAUCUUAUAUAAAUAUCCAAGACUAAUAAAUAAAAUAUUUUAGGAACUUAAAAUUAGUUAAUAUCUCAUAUUUAAAAUAAUACUAAACCAAAUUCAAAUUUAUCUUGUAAUUAGACAAUAAACUCAACUACAUCAAGCAUCCAAAAAGGCUAGCAACAAAUUAAAGAUAAGUCUCCCUCUUAAACUACUCCAAGAUAUAAUUAUACGCCAUUAACACCCUUGAAAAAUUUAAUUGGAAACAAUUCAUCAUUGUCUCCCCUUCCUCAUUUACAAUAACAAUAGAUUAGAAAUGUAAGUAAAACAAUUCAUUAUCCUUAGAAUCAAUAGUAGAAUAAUAAUGUUAGUAAUACGAUUUUAAAUACAACUAAUAUGCUUGAAGAUAACAGUUUUGUUAGCAUUAAUAAUCAUCUUUCAAAUAUUUAACAAGAGAUCAGAAUUAGUUAAAAAAAGCCUUAUUUAAAUGAUUAAGACUCAACUCAAAAAGCUCUUUCCUAAAGAUUGCUUGUCAAUAAUUAUGAUUAAAAUAGUUAAAAUACUCCAAAAAGAUUAUUUUUUAACUACAAGAACACUGUCAAUGAAUCUCUUAAAAAUCAUUCUCAUGAACAGAAAAAUUAAUAGAAGGAACUUAUUAAUUUUAAAUGUUCUCUAUGCUAAAUGAAAAACGCAAAAUACCAAAGCAAAAUAACUCAUAAUACUGGAGAAUAUACAAAAUAUUAUUGUUCUAAAUGUGCCAUAAAGUUGAUGGAACAAGGAUAGAAAAUGGAUUGUAUUCCUAAUAUAAAAACACCUCAAUCAUAAUUAAAGAACCAACAAUCUAAUUACUAGUAGAAAAAUUAAUAAGAAGAAAUAUAAUUAAUUCAUGACGACUAAGAUUCAUCUGCACACAUACUUAAAAAUGUAUAACUUGAAAACUUCUCAAGGAUAGAUUAAAAAUAGCACAGCAACAAGCAGAUAUCAUAACUAGAGUUUCCUCCAAACUUUCAAUUUGAUAGGAAGGAGUCGCCAAAUAAGCAUAGCUCAAAUUAAAAGGAAAAUAUAUUUUUACCUACUUUAGGGGGUGUUGAUUGCUAUUAAAAUGAUGCUUUAGAUAAUAGCUAGAGAAAUCUUUAACUUAAUCAAAUCGCAAUUGAUUAACUGAGUUAGAAAAAUCAAUAAGUACAAAUUAAAUAAUAAAUUUAGAAUCAUAAUGGAAUAUUAAGUGAUAGCAUAAUUAACCAUUAAUUAAUAAAUGGAUGCAAUUAAAAUCUUUUUAGUUAAAAUCAAUAAAUCUAAUUACAAUCAAAGUAAGAUUAAAAUAGAAUGUAAGUUUGGAAUUUUCAUGACUCAGAAAACUAAGAUGAUUAAAAAUGGCAAGAUUUAGGUCCGAAGCUUACUUUUGAAGGAGAAAGCUAACGUCCAUCUGACUAAGAUUUAUUUAAUAUCUAAUAGCAAGAUAUUAAUAGGGCAAUUAUAGUAUUUAAUGAUUCAGAAAACAAUUAGCAAUCAAAAAACAUCUAAGAUUCAGAAGGAUAAGAAGAAUAGAGCGACAGUAAUUAAAAGGAUUCUGAUAUAGCUACAAUUAGUCAAGUUAAUCCAAUUAAUCAUAACAAUAGCUUAUAGAAGGAAGAUGAUAAUAGGUAGAUGAUAAUGCAAUAGGAAUAAAUAGUUGAUGAAGAUUCUUAAAGUCAGUUUUUACCUUAAUUUUCAGAUUAAAGCAAUUAUGAAUAAUCAAGAUAGAGGAAAAUUUAAAUUUUAGAAAAUUUUUCUUAGGAACUAAAUCUAAGCAAUACUCGAGCAGCAGCGUGCUUGAAUCAGCUUGCGCAAAGAAAAAAAGAAGUUACUAAAUUCUAUGAGAAUUAAGAACUCAAAUUAUAAUAAAAUGCAUAAAACUUAAUGUAAUUUAUUUAGCAAGAAUUAAAUGAAUCUAUUGAAAAAUUGCGAAACGCUCAAGUAAAAACUUUAAGCUUGUUUGCUGAAAAGGAACAUCAGCUUUAACGAAUUUAUCAUGAAAUACAAUCUACAGAGCUUGAUGUAAAAAAGAACCGCAUUCAAAUUGUAGAAUUUAUGGAGGAGUAACCGUUCAAUAACAUCAUUUAAAUUUAUCACUAAAACCUUUCCAAAAAUACUUACACUAUAAAUGAGCUACCAAAUUAGAUUUUAUGUCUUUCUAAGACUUAUUAAUUAGCUGAAAAGAAGUAAGCUUCAGCUUUGUUUUAGCAAGGACUUAAAGAUGCAUUAGUAGUUUAAGAAAAGAGAACAACUAUGUUUGGUAACUCUUCAUAUGCUUCAGCUACUUCUACUCCUUAAACAGCAAGUACAAAUAAUAAUAGCUACAACUUAGUAAUUUCCCCAAGAUCGAGCAAUAAUCAAAAUAUAAACUAAUUCAAUUUUGUUAACAAUUAGAAUAUGCUUUCAUACUAGUCUCAUUAAAGCUAGUAUCAAACCCAAAAAAGAAAUUUAUCAUAGACAAAUAGUAUGACUUCAAGCAAGGUUUUUACAUCUUAGUCUAAUCAAACUAUAUUAUAAAAUUAACCAACAUUAAAUAUUAAGCAGAACUCAUAAUAAUAAUAAUUCUUUUCAGCAUAAGUUAAUAAUCCAUCUCCUUUAAAAAAGUAAAAUAUUGAUAAUAGCUACGUUCAAGAAGAAAGUUAAUAAUUACCUUAAUCUAGCGAUUUUGGUAACAACAAUUAAAACUAAUUUUAAAACCAUGAAAAUAUUUAAUCUAGCUUUUCUUAACAAAAUUAAAAUUUUCAGCAGAUUAGUAAUAAUUUUUCUUUACAAAAUUCUGGUAAUAAAUCUCAAUUCAAACCUAUUAUUUCUAAUUCAAUUUCUUCACCUCUAAUAAAAAAGAAUAAUUCUUUAAAAAAUAUAUAAAACUACCCAAUCAUGUAUGAAAACCAAUAUAUCUAAAAUCCAUAUUCUUCAGUAGAAAACCAUUUUGAGUAAAUAUACAAGCCUGAUGUAACAAGGGAAAAUGCUCCAUCUUACUCUUCUGUAUAAUUUCAAAGAUGGAAAGACUGUGAAAAAACUAUUAUUGAAUAGAUUAUGAGUAUAGAACAAAAUGAAAUGAAUUUGACUCCUGGAAGAGAUUCAAAACAGGAUAUUGAAUUACUAUCGCCUUGCCAAUAAUCUUCAAAAAUAUCUGGAAUUGUUCCUUAGAAUUUAUUUUAGUCUCCCAUACAAAUUUAACAUUAAAACAAUGAAAUAAGUAUAGCAAAUUAAAAAAACGACUUUGCAUAAGAUGAAAUUAAAUGUCUAAGCGACUAUGAAAAAAAAAUAUAAUCUCAAAUAAAUCAGUAAAAUAAUACUCAAUAAAUUUAAAAUAUAGACAAUGAUUAAUAAGAAAAUUAAGAUCUUAAAUAAGUCAAAUAAGAAGAUUUUAAAAAAUAAGGAACAAGUAAAUUUGAAGAUAUAAAAAAUAAUUAUUAAUGGAUGAUAGAAUAAUACAAAAUGGAAUAAAAUCUUGUUUCUUCUCAUCUUGUACCAUAAGAACCAAGAAAUGCUAAAAAAGUAAAUUCUUUAGCAGUAAAAUAAAAUUUAGACAAUUUAGCAAAGGGCUCAAACCAAAAUCAAACAAAAUAAUUUGAAUAAAAUAAAAUUAUUAGAGAGAGAUGUGAGUUGCAGGAUAUUACAUACUUAAAAUUAUAAUAAAACGAUUAAAUUUAAAAUAAAUUAUUAAGAGCUGAAAAUAACAACUAACUUAUUGAUGAGAUAAAUUUAAGUGAAAAUUUGAUCAAUAAAGCAUAAUUCAAAUAAUCAAGUAAUUAAAGUUAUUCUUCUAAUAAUCAGACAGGAGAGUUUUAAUUGAAUGAUCAUGGUAUUAUACAAAAUUAGAAUUAAGCGGUACAUAGUUAUGGAGAUUAAUACUCAGAUUAGAUAGCUAAAGAUAAAAGCAUAAGUGAAGGAGUUGAUUUAUCUUAUUCUGUAUCUGUUGCAGCAGGUUUAGCAAGCACAAAUGAUCAAAUGAUAAAUAACCCAAAUAGUUAAAGUAUUUAAAAUUCAAAUAAUCUAUUUAAAAUAAAAAGCUAUAAAUAAGAAGAGUAAGCUUUAUCUAAAGAUGGAUAGUUCUGUACUCUUUAGCCUUUGUGUCAAAGCAAUUUAUUGACGUAGUAAGAAUAGAAGCAGGAAUUAUAUCAAGAUGGAAAUAAAAGAGAGACAUCUAUAAACCAGAUUGAUUUGAUCUCAAACAGUGAUUAAUAAAUACAGAUUUAAAAAGAAAACUAAAACUUAACUCACUUAAAUAGACAAAAUUUGAUAAGUUCUUUUUCUUAAAAUAUAAAACUUUCUGAUGAUUUAAUAGAAACAAGUAUUGUUUAAAAUUAUAUAAAUAGAGAAUCAUUUUCUUAGAAUAACGACUAAACAAGCUAUUACUCCUAAAAUACUAACCAAUUUAAUUAGUAACUUAUGAAUGACUAAAAUACUUUAAAUUAAUUUGAUAAAAAAGCUAUACUAAACGAAUACAAGCCCUCGUUUAAUAAUAAUCAAAAUGAAGCAAAUGAAGAUAAAAAUAUCCAGUUUAUAUAAUCUACAACUUUAAAUUAUCCUUAAAUGAAUAAGAACGAAAUAUAGCUUGGAUUUUCUAUUAAUAUUCAACAGUCAUAAGAUGAUAAAAUAUAUAGGUAAUUAUAAAAUAUAGCAAAAGAUUCCUUUUCUGAUGCUAACUAUACUAUACAACAUCAAGAAAGUUAAGAAGAAUAGAAUGAUUAAAAAGAAGACAUUAUCUUAGACAUAAAUUAGUUGCAUGAUAUUUCUGGCGAUGAAGAUACAGACUCUGGUUUAGGAUCUAACGCAUCAAAAAGACCUCUUAAAUACUCAGAAAUAAUUUAAAAAAUUCAUGAAAAUUAUAACAGGUUGUCUUAAAACUGCUAAAAAAAAAGUAAUAAUCUUUAAAAAAAUUAGUCAUAGCCAACACUUUCAUAAGAAAAUCAAUAAGAGACGCAUUAAGCAAACCAAUAAAAGUUAAAUCCUUAAGAAUGUUAAAACAACGAGAAUAAUUUAGACUCUCAACAAUAGAAUUUUAAAACUGAAGAAUCUCAAUUAGUUUUUAGCAAUUAAGAAUAAAUUCAUUUAGAAAUUGCAUAAAAUCUUUCAGAUCUAGUAUUGAAUAAAAAUAAUGAAAAUUUUAGCAGCUUUUGUACAAAUAUGAAUUAACUUGAGCAAUCACUCACUCCUAUGAAUAACUAACAAAACGAGCAGGUUCUUUAAAAUGAUAUUAUACAAAUAUCUAUUAUAAGUCCUCAUAUUAAAUAGAAUGAAAUUAUAGAUCAAGAAGUAAAUUUUAUUUAAAACUCCUAAAAAGAAUCUGAAAACUAUGUAAAUACUGUAGCAUCUUUUAGUCAAUAAUAAUUUGAACAGUAGCAUUAAGAGUUAUCAAAUAAUAAUUAUCCUUCUAAAGAAGAAUAGUAUGUCAUUUAAACAUAAAUUAAUAAUACAGUUGAAGUAUCCCCUAACUCUAAUAAGGAAGAGCUAAUAGUAAAUUAAGAUAAAGACUCAACAUUUUCAAGGUUUCUUGAUAAUUAUGGGUGUGUAAGCACAAAUAUAGAAGCUUAGAUCAACGAUCACAUAAACAAUUAGAUUUCUCAAAAAAGAAUCAAUUUUAACAAGUAUUCAGAACUAAUUAAAAGCUCCCCUCAUUUUAGGGCACACAAAUUCACUGAAGACUCUGUACUAAGUGAUGAAGAUGAUAACUUGGAUGAAGAGCAAUUCGAAGUAAGAAGUACCCCAUUCAAGUGA
This is a messenger RNA of Tetrahymena thermophila SB210, 5811 nucleotides long. Its product is annotated as endo-1,4-beta-xylanase xylA, putative. The record is from RefSeq and is a predicted model, not a curated record. The transcript is spliced from 2 exons. Lineage: Eukaryota; Ciliophora; Oligohymenophorea; Hymenostomatida; Tetrahymenidae.